AUGUCUAAGCUUACAAGUAACUUAUAUCCUAAUGGCCAUGUUUUGCUGACGUCAUCAUCAUCAUCAUCAUCAUCAUCAUCAUCAUCAUCAUCAUCAUCAUCAUCAUCAUCAUCAUCAUCAUCAUCAUCAUCAUCAUCAUCAUCAUCAUCAUCAUCAUCAUCAUCAUCAUCAUCAUCAUCAUCAUCAUCAUCAUCAUCAUCAUCAUCAUCAUCAUCAUCAUCAUCAUCAUCAUCAUCAUCAUCAUCAUCAUCAUCAUCAUCAUCAUCAUCAUCAUCAUCAUCAUCAUCAUCAUCAUCAUCAUCAUCAUCAUCAUCAUCAUCAUCAUCAUCAUCAUCAUCAUCAUCAUCAUCAUCAUCAUCAUCAUCAUCAUCAUCAUCAUCAUCAUCAUCAUCAUCAUCAUCAUCAUCAUCAUCAUCAUCAUCAUCAUCAUCAUCAUCAUCAUCAUCAUCAUCAUCAUCAUCAUCAUCAUCAUCAUCAUCAUCAUCAUCAUCAUCAUCAUCAUCAUCAUCAUCAUCAUCAUCAUCAUCAUCAUCAUCAUCAUCAUCAUCAUCAUCAUCAUCAUCAUCAUCAUCAUCAUCAUCAUCAUCAUCAUCAUCAUCAUAG
This is a messenger RNA of Schistosoma margrebowiei, 603 nucleotides long. The record is from the annotation of a GenBank genome assembly. NCBI's taxonomy places the organism in Eukaryota, Metazoa, Platyhelminthes, Trematoda, Strigeidida, Schistosomatidae.